GUCCGCGCAGCUCACUCGUGUGUGGCGACUCGUCGCAUUUUUGAUACACAUUCAAAACGAUUUUCAAAGUUUAAGACCGGUAAUAUCCGUUAAACCGUCGCUUUGGUUGCGACUCCUCCGGACAUCCAUAUUUCGCUCUGCGAAACUGACGCUUCGUUCUGUUAACGCCAGUUUUAACAGAUAUUUUUGAAGAACCGUAUGCUACUUCCUGCGCCUCGGAAUCAGCAGGUUUAGUGCUAAGUUUUGUGAAGUGUGUGUAUUUAGUGUCAAGUGAUACAAGUCUUAAUUUGUUUGCAACAAGCGAACACAAGAUCUGGAUUAUUGAUUUUGUACUUGGAUACGUCUGCAUCUGGAAUAAGCAAUUCAACUGUACAAAAGGACAUACAAACAACGGCGGAAGGAGGGGGCAUCAAGAUGUGAUCGCCGGACAGACAGACAAACACAAUAUUCAUGUUCACAUGAUUGACCUACCCCAUAUAACGAAUCUAGUCGACAUAGGAUAGCAUUUUAAGAAGAUAAGAGAAGAAGAGUACAAACCCGGUACAAAGAAGACAGAAGGGAGGACUAAUGUUGAUUUAUCAUAUAAAUUGACUUCUAGCGGUUCCCUCACUCAAGAAUCAAGAUGUCUACAAGCUUCUCGCAGUCAGCGAUGAAGAGCAGCUUCUCUCUGUCGUCGUUGCGGUCUGCGCCGGCGCCGCCCUGCGGCCUCGGAGACCAGCCCGAGCGACCCUACCACAGUCUCACCAAGAAACGGAAGGAGCCGUGCCGCGAGGCGUGGCGGCGCAGCUGGGGCUCAGCGGCCAGCGGCGGCAGCGCCGGCGACGACCUGUGGCCGCUGCUGCAGCACCACUACGACUACAUCAUGGACAACCACCUCAUUGACACGUGCAAGGAGGCGAACGGCGAGCUAUCCCACCACCCCCCACCCCAAGGCCCGCGGCUGAACCCCGCCGCGCUCAACCGCCAGUGGUCCCUCAACCAGCUGAUAGCCGAGUUCACGGAGCUGUGCCAGUGGCUGACGCAAGUCCAGGAGGAGAUAUACUCCAGCCCAGAGAAUCUGUCUAGUAGGAAGUUGAGAGUGAGUCGCAUGUCUGAGCUGGUGUCUGUAGAGCCGCGUCGCGCCAAGUUCAUAGAGCAGGCUUCCGCCAUACUCGACAGGAUACCGGAGGCCGCUGCUGAUGUGACGUGGCGCGUGGAACAUCUGAACGUUAAGUGGGAGAGUCUGCGCCUGCUGCUGAGUCCCGAACAGCUCGGACACGGACAGGACACAGUAGACACGGCACACGAGCUACGCUGUCUUCGCCGCUGGCUCCACACGAUGGAGGGCCGACUGCCGCCACCGUCGCUAGCCGCUGCCCGCGCCGCGCCAUACCACGACCUCGUGAGGAAACUACGGGAACAUCAGGUAUUGCAACGCGACGUGGAAUGCCACAGCCGCAUAGUCAGCUCCGUGGUGCGGCUGUGCGGGGAGGACGCCCUCGCCCUAGAGCGGCGCUGGCAUCUGCUGUACCUGAGGGCCAUCGAGUGGCAGUGCCAUCUGGAGGCGUGUCUCGCGAGGAGUGAGAACCAGAACCUGGUGCCAGCGGAAGUAGCCAGCGAUAGUGACGACGAGCCAGCACUGAAACAGCCGAGAUUGAGCAGAAGGGGGUCUCCCAGACGACAGAGGACUCCGGUGAAUCGCCACAGGGACGCUUCCGAGGAUAGCAGACAGUCCGCCUCAGAGGAGGAGCAGGAGUAUGCGCUGACGUACACGUGGCGUGGGUUCGGGUCGGACUGCGAGUCGGAGCGCGCGAGGGACAUGGACGAGCGACGGGUGCCUAGCGUGGACGGCGGUGGGGGACGGCGGACGGACCAGACGGUGCCAGGAGACCAGGUGGAUGGAGUCGAACUGAACUCGCCGAUGAAAAACGACAUAAAAGCAAAGACGCCACCGACAGUGAUCAAGCGAAAGAAACCAGUCGAUUCGUCAAAAUUCAACCAGUCAGAUAGGAAAUCUAAAAACUGCGCCACUUUCUACUUCAGACACCAUGAUACGGACUCAGACAGACAGAUGGUAGAUGACAAAUCCCAGGAAGAAUCAUCAGAGGAAGAAUGGACGUAUGUAGACGGACCCAAAAUUGGCAACGAAGACUCGACAGAUAUUAUGACGUCAUCCGUAGAAAUACAAUGCGAAUUGCCAAUAGAUAAAGAAAAGCCGCCGUCACCGAAACCGAAGCUAGAAUCGUCAACACCGGAUUUGUUAAGGCUAGACAGGUGUAAGAAUAUAGAGAGACUGGUGAUACAGGCAGAGGAAUUGGUACAGAAACAGGCGCAACAGCAGAUGGCGAAGAAGAAAGGCGCGAGGAACUUGAAGCCGCUCAUGUUCGAUGAGGAAGGAAAAAGCCGAGCGAAGAUGUCGAGGAUCAAGGAAUGGCUGAACCAGAGUACGGAUAAUAAGAAUGACAGUAAUCAGUGUGCGGAAAGCUACGAUGCGUCAGGGGAAUACACCACAGAGAGCGAGGUUGACACCUCACUUACAUCGGAGGAAAGGAACAUUCACUCCUCCAUGGAUAUGUCAACGUCCACCUGUACUGUCACACCCACGCAUCAGGCCAAGGUGCAACUGCGGAAGAAACGCGGCGGAUCUUCCGCGAGGCCGUGGUCGGUGUCCUGUCUGUCGCAGCUCGGGCCCCUCCAGACACCGACCGCGGACAUACACAACAUGUCCAUAUCGGAGUCCGCCCUAAAUACCCUAGCGUCGCCCCAAAGGGUCACCCCGGCGAAUUCCAGUUCCAAGUUGCGGGGCAGUUCUACUACAGUACAGGGCCACGUGUCAAGCACGAACACUAUGACGGAAGCUUGCACGUCGUGCGUGGAGACCAACGACAAGCAGUGCUGGCUGCGGCGUAAACGACUCAAGCUGCGGCGGAACAACUGUCGUAGGGAGCGGCUGGUGAAAUCCCUGUCCUUCUGCGGCCGGCUGAGCCCAGAGAUAGAGUAUAAGAACGAGCGCAGCGCGGCCAGCGAUCCCGCUACUAGUAGGAAGAAUAGGUUCGACACAACAUCUACAUCUGGUAACGACAGCGACGAGGAACUGAUCAAACAACAACUGGCAACCAUCGCCAACCUAAGACGGAGUAUAGAGAAGACCCACAUAUCCUCGAAGGACCAAGACAGUGCCAUUCCCGAGCAGAACGAACCGGAACCGGUGGUCCCUAGCUUCAAAAUUGGUCCCGAUGGUGGCGAGGUCAGACCACGACUCACCAGGAGCAUGGAGAGGGAGAGGACAUUCCUGACCCUUAGCCUGGGAGACCCGAGCCAGAUGUGGGACUUGUGCGUGGACAAGGACUCGGAUAUAGACAAAAGCGUCACGGCUGGUACGGAGGAACAUAGCUCGUUCUCGGAGCAGGCCUGGGAUUUCUAUCAGGAAAAGUACAACUCGGAGCCGUACUCGGAGGCGCCGGAUUCGGACGCGGCGAGACGAUUGCUGGAGUUCGGUGACGACUACCGCGCCUUCCUCGACUCCCAGUCCGACUGCUGCUCCAGCCUGUCCGCCCACCACGACCUUAGCCCCGGCACCCGCCGGCGCCGCCCGCCCUCAGACGCCUCCCGGGAGCGAAGCCUCCCCCGCUACAAGCGACCCACCAGAACCUCCCCAGUCGAAACACCCUCCAGAAAACCCAAAAAGUCCAUGUCCAGCGCUGAACGGAAAAAAUCACUCUUAGAUAGCUUAGAACGAUCCAGAAAUAAUACGAGCAUCGAGAGCAAUGAGAGUAGACGACGCAAACCGUCCGAGAGCGGUAAAAAACGUUCGCCUGAGUUCGAUCUGCUGAACAUUCAGGCGCUGAGUCGCCGGCGCCACAGUAGCAACCUUACCAGCGACGAGGUCAACAGCUCGCUGGAGUACACCGAAGUGAACAAUCGACCGGAUAUCCUGGACUCGUUGAGUAGGAGACGCAAGGAGAACGGAGAAUCAGAGCUGCAAAAGAUAGCUCUGUCCGAGCUCAGAAGGAGAUCCACGGAGAGCGUGGAUUCGGAAGACGAGUCCUCCCCCAAACACAGGAGGAAUUGGAGGGACUCCGAUUCGGAGACGGACGAAGUGCGCACCCUCGUCCGCAGGUCCAGUAGCCAGUUGGAAGCGACGGAAGCGCUCAUGGCGCGCCAGGACGCGUCGCCAGAUCUACUCCGCGCUUUCGACUACACGGAGGUAGUAACCAGAUGUGGCGAAAACAUCAAUCUGCUCGAAGUGGCCCUCAGCAAUGCGUCUCUAUCGCCAGCCCUACAAAGGGACAUCAAAGUGGUGUCAGCCCGAUGGACGGCGCUGCGUGCUGCGGCCAUCCGCCGCGGAGGUGCCCGUCGUCUGCGUCGCGAGAUUGCCGCGUUGAGGGAAACCCUUGACGAUGUUUGUGAGCCUGGUGACUGCGCUCCACAGCCGCACACUAGGGCCCAGCUGCAUCGCAGGAUCGAGGAGCUCAAGGAGCGUCUGUCGCGGCUGCUGGAGUGCAAGGUGUCGAUGCUGAAGCUGACAGUGUCGGUCAGGAGGGCGCUGGGCGAGAUGGAGUCGGACGACAGUGGGCUGACAGCUGACCUGACAGCGCUGCUGGCGGCCUGGGAUGAUGCGCAUCAACGCACUUCCACCGAGCUGCUAUCACUGGAGAAGGCGGUGUCCGCUUGGGCAGAAUGGGAGAGCGCUCUCCGCGAGCUGCAGGGUGCGCUGCGAGGGGAUCUGGCAACGCUGGAGGCGCUGAGGGACAGGGGGGACCAGACUGACGUCACAGCACAGAUCAGGCAGUUGGCUGCGUCGCUGAUUGACAAGAAGAAGGGCGGUUCUACAUGCGACUCGUUGUCGGACUCCGGCAUAUCGGACGGGGACAGCGAGGGUGCUGGCGGGCGCGCCCGACGGCUCGGCGUGUUGAGGGAACUAGCGCGUAGACUGCAAGCGGCGUUGGCGCCUAAUUCACCCGCGCAUAGGACUAUUGCUAAGCGCAUGGAACAAACGGAGAACGAAGUGAAGGUGUUGCAGGAGUCGUGCCGGGCUCUCGUGGAACAGAGCAUACCGGACCUCAAGAUCGAUGACGUCACGUCCGAGCACGCAGUGGUACCAAACGGUAAGACGGGCUCCGGCGAUCCGGAUUAUACACCGCGCGGGGGCUGGAUGUGGCGAGUGCUGCGCUCCUCCCUGCCCAUACAGCUGUGUCUAGUAGCCCUGCUACUCGCCGCCUGGAUAGUAGAACGCCCGCGCUGCUGCGACGCAUUCAACUCCCUCGCGCAAACACUAACGCCGCAGCUCCGAUACGUCAGAGGCCCGCCCCCGAUGUGAGCAAAAUGGCGGUGAAACGGUGUAAAAUAUGGCCGCUGUGUCUAUGGCCGGAAGUGCGUUAAUCUAUGGUACAGUUUUUAGUCUAUGACUUGUAGUCUAUGGUUGAAAUUGUAGAGUUGCAAUGUUUGUGACUAAAGUCUGUAAUCUAUGGUUAAAUUGCAGAUAAAUGAGUCGGGUUCUGGGACUAAUGUCUGUAAUCUAUCGUUGAAAUUGUAGAUGAAAGAAUCGAAAUGAUUCGGUCUGAGACAAAAGUCUGUAAUCACUAAUCUAUGGCCGACAAGGAGUGUUUGUAGCAGUAGUUUGGAAUAAAGUGACGCCCUCACUAGAGCUGUCGAUUCGAUAAUUCGAAUUUUAAAUGUGACAGCGGCGCCCGUUAAUAUAAUGCAUGCAGCAUGCCGGAUUUUGAAAUUAACACUAAAAGUAGUGGGAAUAACAUAGUGAAGUAAGGUUAUGUUGGGAUGUUAUUGGGAUUUAGUAGGCGAUUUUGAUAUAUUUUUAUAUAUGAAACAGGAUCUAGCUGCCACUUAAACUAGUUCAAGAGUGAAUGUUGUGGAUGAGUAACU
Messenger RNA from Aricia agestis (brown argus), 5862 nucleotides. RefSeq lists its product as uncharacterized. Lineage: Eukaryota; Metazoa; Arthropoda; Insecta; Lepidoptera; Lycaenidae. The transcript is spliced from 24 exons. The coding region runs from base 623 to 5299 and encodes 1558 amino acids. The record is from RefSeq and is a predicted model, not a curated record. Gene Ontology annotation, cellular component: membrane.